This is a messenger RNA of Puccinia triticina, 2277 nucleotides long. RefSeq lists its product as uncharacterized. Lineage: Eukaryota; Fungi; Basidiomycota; Pucciniomycetes; Pucciniales; Pucciniaceae. The record is from RefSeq and is a predicted model, not a curated record. The transcript has 17 exons. The coding region runs from base 1 to 2277 and encodes 758 amino acids. Gene Ontology annotation, molecular function: hydrolase activity, hydrolyzing O-glycosyl compounds.
AUGUGGUACCCCUGCUUCCUUACGGGCGAUACUAUCCGCCAGAAUCAUCCGUCCAACAGGCAAGCUGGCGAGCUCAGCACCUAUGUCCGCGGACAUGUAGGCAUCCAUAACUAUGGACCUCUUGCUCCUGUCCAACGGUUCCUACGCACACUUGGCCCUAAUCAGCCUCCGGGGUUUGCCCGAGCGGGCACAAUAUCCGUCGGCCGAACGGCCUCGCUCAUUGCAAUCACAGCAUGCGGCUUGAUGGAACGGUUUGCACCCAGGCUCGAAGAGUCCUGCAGUAUCGAAUCAGAGCUUGAGAUCCCACCCUCAAGCUUUCCACGCCUCCUUCCCUUCAUCCAACGUGUUGCUGAAGAGCCGCGCCGAGCGUCCUCCGUGUUCCUCGGUUGGAACUUGAAGACCGCUUUUCUGAUAUGGUCCACGCUGGCCAUUUCUUUGACUUCCGGCAUCCAAGUCCUGCGGGAUAGAGGGAAAAGCUCCCAGAGAGCGCAAGUAGACUCUUCGCCGUCGACCGAACUAUCCUCUAGCUAUCGCGGGAGCGGCUAUCAAGAACCGGAUGCUCAGACGGAGUUCGUCUCUGCGCCGGGAGAUGGCCAUCUUUACCUAUACGGUGAUCUCUACGAUUUCAGAGCUUUCAAUACUCCUACACUGUUUCAAAGGACCGAUUUCGAAGUACGGGAUCUACUGCAGACUGUUGCUGGCUUUGGGACACCAGUUACUCGGACCUAUACCUUACAAAUUGCCAACACAAAAUUCCAAGGCACCAUGCCUCCCUCCGAGGCUCACGUGAUUGGAUGGGAUAAGUCUUCAAAUGAUUGGAAGUACAAUCAAACUGUCUGGGAACAGAUGGAUAAUGUGCUUGAUCUGGCCCGGGAAUAUGGGGUCAAGCUCAUAAUCCCAAUCAUCAACCAGGAUUAUGGAACAAAUGAAACAAACUACGUAGGAAACUAUAAUGAUUUGAUCCGUCAUAGAUACAAUAUACCCCAAUACAACUCGGCGAACAGGGCAGUGGACUGGUUCACAGACCGGAGGAUGAUAGACAGCUUUAAGAAGUUGAUCUCUUUCCUUUUGAACCGUGUCAACACUGUAAAUGGUAUCCGAUACGGUGACGACGACACCAUCUUGGCUGUUGAGACAGGAAAUGAACUCAAUUGGGGGGACUCCAAAAAAAUCAUCUUCCAAAGGGCUCCUCCAGCAAAGUGGACACUUGAGAUUGCCAAGCACAUCAAAUCCCUGGCACCUAGAACACUUGUGAUGGAUGGUAGUUAUUCACGGAAGAAUAGUUCUUUUUGGGAAAAAGCCGUGUUGGAAUCCGAAUACGUAGACCUGUUUGAUUAUCACCUCUAUGGGGAAAACGAUCUUAACUCCUACGCUGCUCUACAUGACGAAGUACGCGCUUACGGAAAAACAUUGAUCAUUGGUGAACAUGGAUUUUAUUCCAACAUCGCCACCUACAAUGAAGUGUACAAAAACUUUGAUUGUGCUGGCGCGCUAAUAUGGUCCUUAAGAGGGCACUCCGAAAAGAGUGGUUUUGAUACCCAUGGAGAGGGCAACAACAUCUACAGCUACCAUGCACCCGGUUGGCAGAAUCAGACCUCAAAGGCCUUUGACACUCAAGAAAGCAGUGUGAUCUCUGCGACAUACAAUGCUAGCUAUGCCAUCCUGGGACUCAACCCACCACCGAAACCGGUCCCAGGGACGCCACACCCCUUUUUCCUCACCAACGGAACUCAUGCUGGUCUUUCAUGGAGAGGCGCCACCUGGGCAGAUCGUUACGAGAUAUUUGGGGGUCAUCUACAGGGCUUGUCCUUCAACGUUCUUUCGAGCCAAGUGCAGGAUAACGUCGGUUCGGGCGAAGUAUUUGUCCCACUAGAUCCCCACCAACCAACCAAGUUGCUUACGGUCCGACCGGGAAGGCCGAAACCACACGAGUCGCACCGAGGCUGGGUGGACAUGAAGUGGUGUGUCCCGGGCUCGGUAUGCUGGAAAGCAACUCACCUGUUCGACAAACCCAAGAACAACACUACUGCCGCCGAUUUUCCUCCCAUCAGCUCAAAACAAUCCAAGUUCCACAUCAAUCCACUCUCACAGCCCUCCACCAACCCACGCUACCAGCUCCUACCUUCGAUGUUGCCCAGCUCUUCAUCAACCCGAAAGCGUGCCUUGGAAGGCGGCUGGUAUUCCGUCCGAGGAGUUAACUCCGACGGCGUGCCCGGAAAACGCUCUAGGGCUGUCUUCCUCAAGUCCAAUUGGUUCAACUGGCAUCCCAAGGAAUGA